AUGGGCCUCGUCGAUUAUUCCGACUCGGAAUCAGAACCCGAACUUGACGCGCCGACCAAGCCCGUCACCAAGGCUCCUCCCAAGAAACCUGCGUUCCAAAAAGUCGUCGACAGAUCAAACCCGGGCAAAAUCACCAUCAACCUCCCCCAAGUCGCCUCUUCUCACGACGACGGCGCAUCAAAUGGCGAUGGGCCGCCGGCGAAGCGCGCGCGCACAGGCGGGAGCGGUCUCUUUUCCGGCUUCAACUCGUUUCUCCCGCCGCCAAAGAACACGGGCAAGGCGACGCUGAGCAAACCCUCCGGCAGCCUGGCCCGUCCCGGCAUCAAUCUCAAGACCAGCGCGGAAAAGGGCUUCAGCCGCGAAGAAGAUACCUCGAGCGCCUCCAACGGUGCAGAUAACGCUGCGCCUGGAGGGUUGAGCUUGCCCCCGCCGAAGCGGGCAGCCGAGCCUUCAAUACCGGACACGAUGAAACCUGCUGAAGAGGUCAAGCUUGUGGGGAAGCCAUUGAUGUUUAGGCCCCUCUCGGUUGCUCGGAACACGAAGAAGAAGACAACUAAGAGCACGGCGACUGUAGCUUCCGCAGUAUCAACAUCAAAGUCACCAGCCGCGACACCAGCGACGACGUCGGCGACAGGGACAGAACCUGAGUCAGCUGCAGCUCCAGCGCCGCCCCCGAAAAAGACAUCGCUCUUCUCGUUGCACGUGGAAGAACCAUCUGAACCAGUGUCGACCGAAGGAAGGGGUACAUACGAACCGCUCUUUGAGACGGGAGAAGCGACGGAUCCAUGGGGUGCCAAUGGCCUGGACGAGUAUUCGCAGCAUGUGAACAGCGGUCAGAUGCCCGCCACCGUAGCGACAGGGACCUCAUCGAAUACGACAGAGUCACUGGAUAGCGUCGCCGAUGAUUUGAAUCUCUCCGCCGCAGCGAGGCGAGAGUUGUUUGGACGGGGAGGCAGUGGACAGACGGCGAAGAAGCUCAUCAACUUCAACAUGGAUCAGGAAUACCAACACAACGAAGAGCUCAGGGCUGCCGGCGACCAGCAAAUCCACAACCCCGUCCGUGCCAUACAUGGCGGCAAGCACAGCCUCCGACAGCUGGUCCAGAAUGUUUCCAACCAACGGGAGGCCUUGGAGGAGAGCUUUGCCAAAGGCAGAAGCAACCGACGAGAAGCCUCCAGCCGCUACGGCUGGUAG
Trichoderma citrinoviride is the source of this 1194-nucleotide messenger RNA. RefSeq lists its product as hypothetical. The record is from RefSeq and is a predicted model, not a curated record. Bases 1 to 1194 code for a protein of 397 amino acids. Gene Ontology annotation, cellular component: nucleus. NCBI's taxonomy places the organism in Eukaryota, Fungi, Ascomycota, Sordariomycetes, Hypocreales, Hypocreaceae. The transcript has a single exon.